Euleptes europaea (tarantolino) is the source of this 1592-nucleotide messenger RNA. It is a transcript of the gene MSI2, whose product is annotated as musashi RNA binding protein 2. The transcript is spliced from 16 exons. The record is from RefSeq and is a predicted model, not a curated record. Bases 22 to 1335 code for a protein of 437 amino acids. Gene Ontology annotation, cellular component: cytoplasm. Lineage: Eukaryota; Metazoa; Chordata; Lepidosauria; Squamata; Sphaerodactylidae. Gene Ontology annotation, molecular function: RNA binding.
GCCGGCUCCUUCUUCGCAGCCAUGGAGGCGGAUGGGAGCCAGGCGAUCUCGGGGAGCCCCAACGACUCGCAGCACGACCCGGGCAAAAUGUUCAUCGGCGGCCUGAGUUGGCAGACCUCGCCAGAUAACCUUAGAGAUUAUUUUAGCAAAUUUGGAGACAUAAGAGAAUGUAUGGUUAUGCGAGACCCGACCACAAAACGUUCCAGAGGCUUUGGUUUCGUUACAUUUGCAGAUCCGGCAAGCGUAGAUAAAGUAUUAGCUCAACCCCAUCAUGAAUUAGAUUCCAAGACGAUUGAUCCUAAAGUUGCAUUUCCCCGACGAGCUCAACCUAAGAUGGUCACGAGAACAAAGAAAAUAUUUGUAGGUGGAUUAUCUGCUAAUACAGUAGUGGAAGAUGUAAAGCAAUACUUUGAGCAGUUUGGCAAGGUAGAGGAUGCCAUGCUUAUGUUUGACAAGACCACCAACAGACACAGAGGCUUUGGCUUUGUAACUUUUGAGAAUGAAGAUGUGGUCGAAAAAGUCUGUGAAAUCCAUUUUCAUGAAAUCAAUAAUAAAAUGGUGGAAUGUAAGAAAGCACAACCUAAAGAAGUGAUGUUUCCACCAGGGACGAGAGGAAGGGCUCGAGGAUUACCAUAUACCAUGGAUGCUUUUAUGCUAGGGAUGGGAAUGUUGGGUUACCCGAAUUUUGUUGCAACCUAUGGCCGAGGAUACCCUGGAUUUGCCCCCAGUUACAGUUAUCAGUUCCCAGUGCUUACCGUGGGAUCUUCAAUCAAACCCAGUUACCCAGGUUUUCCAGCAGCAGCCUAUGGACCAGUAGCAGCAGCAGCAGUGGCGGCAGCAAGAGGAUCAGGUAGGGGGGCCCGUGGAAGAGGCGGCUACAUGGCAUACCCUCAGAAUACAGGGGCAGGGAUCCCUGAUUACGGUUUCUAUUCUCCGCCCGGUGACCAACGGGCUACGUUAUCGUACGCGGACUAUGGUUCCAUGGGGCCUCGGGUGGCUCAGAUGCUUCGUAGCGAGCACCCUGCUUCAGCGAGUAACUCCCCCCUCCACCACCUUCCCAGCCCGGAUCAAUUUAAGAGCCCAGUCUUGAAUAGCUACAGUGCUCAACCGAAUUUUGGCGCACCCGCUUCCCCGGCAGGCUCCAACCCGGCCCGACCCGGAGGAUUUCCAGGAGCAAACAGCCCAGGGCCAGUUGCAGAUCUCUAUGGUACAGCCAGUCAAGACUCCGGUGUUGGUAACUACAUAAGUGCUGCCAGCCCCCAGCCUGGCUCCGGCUUUGGGCAUGGAAUUGCCGGACCUUUGAUUGCAACGGCUUUUACAAAUGGAUACCAUUGAAACGUUACACAGGGCUGGUUGCCAUCUCACUUGGAGAGUAUAUCUGGAUGUCCAGGCAAGACAGGGAGAAGUUUCUGAAUGGUCCCAUGUUUAGGUGAUACAUCAUCAGACUUUGAGCAUUACAUCAUCAUCAAAUAACCCACACAAACUGGAGGUGGCACUCAGCGGACUUGGUUGUCCAAAAUCUCUUAUCAUCUCAUGAACCUGCUGUACUAUAUAGAACAACAGCUUUUUAAAACUGUGUAUAUAUAAUCCAU